GCAAGUCAGCCAUUCGAUAAAGAGCAACACUACAGCACGUUUGUUCGUUAUUUCGUGGGAAAAUAGUUCAUUGAAUACAUUUCCUGACAGACUGAACCACCACAUUUUUCAUUAAUAAUUAAUAAUCGGGGUGACCGGAGAGAAAUGGAAUCUGAAGAAAUUCGUUUUAUAGAGUUGUUAUCGCACCAGACGUUUUAUCAAUACGGUGAUAUCAAGGGGAAGAGUGUCCUGACAGUUAUGAAUUACCGAGGGUUCUAAUCAAUUUUUUUUUGGUAAUCGCAAACGAAUUGGCAUCGAAUUGAGGGGAAAAAUCAGAGAAGGAAAAUUUUAAUCGGAGCUGGCGGUUCCAGGGGAAGAGCGUCACUCGCCAUUUGUAUCCGUUUUAUUGUCUUCAUUCUCCGGAAAUUCGCGGAGUGAAUUCGAGUGAAGUUUUUCCUGCGGAUUGAAUUUUUUUUUUCAUUUUUUUUUUAUUCGAUUCUCGGAGGAGCUCACGAUGUGGUGUCUUGUCAGCCAGGCAAACUCUGUUAUUCUAGAGGUCCAGGUAGACCCGAGGGCCAUCGGACGGGAGUGCCUCGAAAAGGCGUGCAAUUGCUUGGGAAUAAGCAAAGAGUGCGAUUAUUUUGGCCUGAAGUACCAGAAUGCCAAGGGGGAGGAGUUGUGGCUCAAUCUGAGAAAUCCCAUUGACCGACAAACUGGUGGAGGUGGAGGUCUUGCACCUCUUAGGUUCGCACUGAGGGUGAAAUUUUGGGUUCCACCUCACCUGUUGCUGCAGGAGGCCACCAGACAUCAAUUCUACCUGCACUCACGUCUUGAACUGGUUGAGGGCCGCCUCAAAGUGCCAGAUUGGUGUUCACUGGCGCGUCUUGUUGCUCUGGUAGCACAGGCUGAGGCUGGGGAUUACGAUCCUCUGUCACCACCCCAUGGCCUCUAUUCCCAGUGCUGUCAGAUACAACCUGAUAAGCCGUGUGAUCCCAAGCCUAAUGACUUUCUACAUAGAAUCAUUCAGCAGCACAAGGAGAUCAGGGGUAUGAAAGCAUCAACAGCUGAGUACUGGCUCCUCAAAGAAGUUUCCAAUCUGGACACAUUCGGCCAGGAAAUGUUCCACAGUAAAUUCGGGUCAAAUGCUGUGUCAAUGAUUGGAGUUGGACCCCAUGGAAUCACUGUUUACCGAGGGGACAACGAGGAAAAGCAAAAUAUUCCAUACACUGCAAUUCAAAGUGCUACGUCACAAAGGCGAAUGUUUCAUUUAAUUUACCUGUCCCUGGAUGGUGAGGAGACAUCACUGGACUUUAAAUUGGACUCUAGUCAAUCAGCGAGUGGUUUGUAUCGAGCAAUAACCGAAAAACACGCAUUUUACAGUUGUGAAACAGUGAGGAGUGCUGUAACCGCACAAUUUAUACGCGAUCUCAAGGGUACUAUCAUUUCCAUUUUCAAUGAAGAUUCGACACUGGGAAAAAAGUACGUAUUCGACAUCCGGAGGACGUGUCGAGAGGUGUAUGAUAACGCGAGGAGGGCAUUGUAUUGCGAGACUAGUAAUAUCGGGCUUCCAGAAGCCAGUCAGACGAUGGAUAAACACGAUUGUGGAGAGUGUGAGAAUCCCAAGUGCAAAGAGCCUCGUGAGUGUCUGGCUCGCCUGCUAGAUGCCAUGUUAUGCCGUAUAUGCAUGGAUCGGAGUUUGGACACAGCUCUAUUUCCCUGCGGCCAUGCUGUGGCAUGUUUGGAUUGUGCACGUAGAUGUGAGCGUUGUCCACUGUGUCGUGCCGAUAUUGAUCACUGUAGAACAAUAUAUCUGCCCAUUGAGCUUGCCCACGUGGACAAACAUAAUUUCAAACUCACAACGGACACUCGAAGUGAUACAGCACCACCUCUACGACAAUCAAAUUCCAUGGAUAACGAUAAUCAGAGUGAAUCUCAUAGCAUUGCUAAUUUGGGAAUUUGAGAGCGGCUUGACAAGCGGAGAUUUGAUAAAUUUGAAAAAUUAUUGAGAAUCUUCACUUGUAAAAUUGAAAGACAUCAGCAAAUCGAUUGAAUAUAUUCCAUUGAUUGUCUGAGUUUUCUUGUUGUAAUAUUUGAUUUUUUAAAUGCUUAUGCGACUCGUUUUAUGCUGUGAUGAAAAAAAAAUAUUAAUGAUUAAUUGAGGGUUAAUGAGAUUGACGAUUAAGUGCUUUAGCAGUAUAAAAUGUUUGGAGGAACUCAUUUAUUUGGAUGUUCAUCCCCAAAAUUUGUUAUCACGAUGGACCAAUUAUUAUUAUUUUUUUUUUCUAUUAACGUUAAAUUUCAAAUCAUUUUUAUCGUCGAGGAGAAAUGUAUUUUACUUUCGAGACAUCUACAGAAUGCCGUGAAAUCUGUUCAUAAUGUAUAUAAAUCGAUUUAAAUUCAUAGGAGCCACUUUCACGAUAAUACAAGACUUUUACUUUGAAUUUGUUGUUAAAAAAAAAAAGAAAUUUUAAUGAGCUCUUAAUGAGGCAUUUUUCAGUUGUGCGACUCAGAAUAAUUGGUGCGUGAAUGAGAGAGUUGGCCUUGGGGCCACAAUAUGUUCAUAAUAUUUCGAAUCAUGCUAAAUUAAGAUAUUUUUUUUUUUACUUUAAACGCCCAAUGUUCACAUUAUUUCAUGAUCUAAUUCGAACUUGAACGAAAAAUUAGACCCAAUGAGCCAUUAUUAAACAUCAUUAUUCAAAACUAUGAGGAGAUAAAUAAUCGAAGUGGGUGGGCAAUCGUUGUAGUCAUUCAUCAAUGCAAUUUAUCAUUAUUGAUUAUUUUUAAGGAAAAAAAAAAGCAAUUAUCAUCAAACACGUAAUUAUUGAGAAUGUUUGAUAAUAAUACCACACAAUUGCCUUUUGCAGCAAAACUGGUUAAUUAUCUGUUCUUUCGAUUACUCAUAUUUUUUUACUCAACCUAUUACAUGAAAAUUAAAGUAUCGCAGAGUAUUAAUCAUUCUCAAAGAAAAUCAGACACUCUAUUAAGGCAAAUUUGUCACUCCUAUCUAUCCCAUGUUCUCUAUAGUGAGAUGAUUAUUUUUAAAUUGAAAAUGUGAUGGGUUAUGGGAAGAUUGCGGUUGUGAUGGUCGUUUUCUGAGGUGAUCAUGCUAGAUUAUGAGUUAUUAAUCAUCGAGAAAACAAGUCUUUAUAUCAUUACUAAGUGUCUGUCGAUUAAAUAAUUAUCAUAUUGAUGUUUGUAAUAUUCAAUGAAGCAUCAUGAAUUUUCAGCGGUUUAAUCUGUGAUUAAUUGCAAUAAAAGAUGUGCGAAACAAUUA
Messenger RNA from Fopius arisanus, 3253 nucleotides. It is a transcript of the gene dnr1, whose product is annotated as defense repressor 1. Gene Ontology annotation, biological process: ubiquitin-dependent protein catabolic process. NCBI's taxonomy places the organism in Eukaryota, Metazoa, Arthropoda, Insecta, Hymenoptera, Braconidae. Gene Ontology annotation, cellular component: cytoskeleton. The transcript has 7 exons. The record is from RefSeq and is a predicted model, not a curated record. Gene Ontology annotation, molecular function: ubiquitin-protein transferase activity. The coding region runs from base 494 to 1939 and encodes 481 amino acids.